This is a messenger RNA of Oncorhynchus kisutch (coho salmon), 3103 nucleotides long. RefSeq names its product G-protein-signaling modulator 2-like. The transcript has 14 exons. Bases 813 to 2843 code for a protein of 676 amino acids. NCBI's taxonomy places the organism in Eukaryota, Metazoa, Chordata, Actinopteri, Salmoniformes, Salmonidae. Gene Ontology annotation, biological process: establishment of mitotic spindle orientation. Gene Ontology annotation, molecular function: G-protein alpha-subunit binding; GDP-dissociation inhibitor activity. Gene Ontology annotation, cellular component: cell cortex. The record is from RefSeq and is a predicted model, not a curated record.
UACAAACAAUAUAUUCCAUUGCAUGAGCCACAUCAGUAACAUAAUUUGAAUGAACAUUCUACAUUAACAUGGAAAUUAUUGCAUCACAAUACCAGACAGCCAUUGCCAGUGUACCCAUGGGUUUACCAGUCAAAAUGCCAGGGUUAGAGGUUCCAAGCCCUUUCUAUUGAUUAUAUUUAUGUGCACUGCUGCAUUGUGGGGUGCGUUGCCUUGGCAACCGAAGACCCAGUUGCUUGUUUCUGCAAGGCGCAACAAAACAAAGAUGAUUUAGUAUGAAGAAUUUUAGAAACUGCUUCUCCAACGGAAGUCCCCGAUCACAGCUUUAGGCGAUGUCAAGGCGACGUUGGCUAGCUAAACAUGCGCGCAGAAACACGUCAUUGGGUCUAACGGUUGUGUCACGACGAACUGCGCAUGUGCAUGCAAUCAAACGAAAGUCACUCCUUCGGUAAAGUUGUCUUUGGCUAAAGGAAAAACGUGUCAGUUUCAUAAAGUUGGAGUAAUAAAAUGUUUAGCUACUUAAGACAUGGGCUGGAAUGUAGGUCGUGCCUUUAGAAAUCGAGGAAAUGAACAACUAGGGAAUCAUUUUUAACUUAUCUCUUUGACUUCCCAAACCCUGGUCGAGUCUGCUUCGCAGGAGUCCCCGAAAGUAUCACGAUGUUGGACCUCGGGGUUUAGAAACUCUGAUCAAAUGUUCAUAACAUUUUUAAGAGUCCAUGUUAUGGCCGAAACUGACUCAAUCGCAUAAAUUCCCGGCGGUCCCAUCUUCAGUCAGCUGUUGUUUUAUUUACGGCUAAGGCGGUUAUUUUAUUUUCAUGAUGGUCUUCAUCCAUACACGGAUGGAGACGUCUUGUCUGGAGUUGGCCCUGGAGGGGGAGAGGCAGUGUAAGGUGGGGAAUUACCGUGCCGGGGUAUCCUUCUUUGAGUCGGCAAUCCAGGUUGGCACAGAGGACCUCCAGAUCCUCAGCGCCAUCUACAGCCAGCUGGGCAACGCCUACUUCCACCUGCAGGAGUACAGCAAGGCUCUAGAAUACCACCGCCACGACCUCAACCUCACCAGAACCAUUGGAGAUGAACUUGGAGAAGCAAAAGCCAGUGGUAACCUUGGGAACACUUUGAAGGUUUUGGGAAGGUUUGAUGAAGCAGUGGUCUGUUGCCAAAGACACUAUGACAUUACCAGAGGGAUGUAUGAUAAGGUUGGGCAGGCCCGAGCGCUGUAUAAUUUUGGCAACGUUUACCAUGCCAAGGGGAAAAGCAUCUGCUGGACUGGAGCAGAGCCAGGAGAAAUCCCUGAGGAGGCCAAGGUCGCUCUGAACAAAGCCACAGAGUAUUACGAAUUCAACCUUUCCAUUGUGAAGGACUUGGGGGAUCGGGCAGCACAGGGGCGGACCUAUGGUAACCUAGGUAACACACACUAUUUGCUCGGAAACUUCCAGCGAGCUGUGGUGGCCCAUGGACAGCGUCUCCUCAUCGCUAAGGAGUUUGGGGACAGGGCGGCUGAGAGGAGGGCCUACUAUAACCUAGGCAACGCAUACAUCUUCCUAGACCAGUUUGAAGUGGCGGCUGAACAUUACAAGAAGACUCUGCAGCUGGCCAUGGUGCUGAAGGAUAAGGCUGUGGAGGCUCAGGCCUGUUAUAGCCUGGGGAACACCUACACACUGCAGCAGGACUACCAGAGAGCCAUCGACUACCACCUCAAACACCUUAUCAUCGCACAGGAGCUCAAGGACAGGGUUGGGGAGGGCAGAGCGUGCUGGAGUUUAGGAAAUGCCCACACAGCCUUGGGGAAUCAUCAGAAGGCCAUUCACUUUGCUGAGAAGCAUCUGGAGAUAUCUAAAGAGACUGGAGACAAAAAUGGUGAGGCAACAGCCAGGAUGAAUAUGGCAGACCUGAGGUUAGUGCUGGGUCUGGGUCAGAACCCAAGCUCAAGCCUCAACACCAACAACAGCUCUGUUCUGACUGAGAACCACAGGACGCAGGAUACCUUACCAGGUGUGAAGUCAGAAGGAAGGAGUAACAGUAUGGAGGACUUGGAGCAUAUGGGACUGGGCCCUGAGAAAACAACUGUAGAAAACUGGGACGAAGAUGUAUUCAGGCCUUCUAACCCUAAAUCCAGCAUGGCCAAGGCCUCCUCCAAACUGUUCUUCAUCAACCGGUUCAGAGGGAAGAAACACAAGAAACACAGCUCUCCUACCAGAGGUGGGGUCCUCCAGGACACCAGCAACAAGCCCACGGCCCGAGAGAUGGACACGCAUAAGUCAGGAGUCAAGAUCGGAUGUUCUGACACCCUGGGUGACGAUGGCUUCUUCGACCUCCUCAGUCGUUUCCAGGGCAGCAGAAUGGACGACCAAAGGUGCUCCUUAUUGGACGGCGAGAGCCGUCUCUCCGAUCCCUUCUCUCCCUGUACUACCCCGCCCGUAGCCAUGAGGAAAUCUACUUCCGCAUGCGAGGCCAACCCGGAGCCUGGGCAUUUCCUGGAUCUGCGGGACAGCUCCCAGGGCAGUCGACUGGACGAGCAGAGAGCCAGCGUGGGCAGCAGCCUCCCCGGUCUACGUCUCAGCACCUCCGAUCAGCCCAUCAGGCUCCACCCCAUGCUCAGUCGCCUGAUGACCAGUGCUGACCAGCCUCAGGAUGACGACGUCUUCUUUGACAUGCUAGUCAAGUGCCAGGGUUCAAGACUGAAUGACCAGCGGUGUGAAGAACCCCCUCCCUCCACUAGAGGUCCUACUGUCCCAGCUGAGGACUUCUUUAGCCUUAUCCUGCGCUCCCAGGCUAACCGGAUGGAUGAGCAGCGGGUCCCACCACCACCCCUAAGCUUCGACCCUAACCAGCCCAUCUCGGACUGACCAGCUUUUGUCUACUUCUACCUCUCCUCAGCUUCUCUCAGCCCAGAAACCAGCACACAAAUGCAUUCCUCUACCAAAGCCCUAACUGAAAAUGGAUCUACCCCACCACACUAAAUCAUGGAGUCCUAAUGUACAGACUUAUUAUUCUGGCAGAGAUGUAACUUUUUUUUUUUGUUAUGUUGACUGGGCUCCUUUCAGCCUUUCUCAGUGUGUGAAUGACCCAGACAGUGCAAUAAACUAACAGAUUUUUCAUAGUUAAA